Ruditapes philippinarum (Manila clam) is the source of this 1208-nucleotide messenger RNA. RefSeq names its product C-type lectin-like. Bases 128 to 865 code for a protein of 245 amino acids. NCBI's taxonomy places the organism in Eukaryota, Metazoa, Mollusca, Bivalvia, Venerida, Veneridae. Gene Ontology annotation, molecular function: signaling receptor activity. The transcript has a single exon. The record is from RefSeq and is a predicted model, not a curated record.
CUCUACGAAUUCAUGCACUUCUACGAAUGCAACGGUAUUUGCACGUAGUAUGUUAGUUUAAGAGGGAUAAAUAAGUGUGGAUGUUAUAAAACCUUCGAACUUUAAACAGAUCAUUCACUUUAUUGCUAUGGGGAAGAAAGAAUUUCGAAGGUUAAUAUGUUUGGUUGUUUUGUUUGUGUCAUUUCAGAGCUACGAUUUUAAAUCGAUUAUUAAUGACACUGCUGUAGGGAAUAUUGAUGGUACAUAUUUACAAAGGAUGGGAAAAAUGCUGAAUAAACCAGUUUUAUCUUUGAUAGGAGCCGCAAUGAAUAAUUUGCAUAAGUGUGAACAGUGGACCACCUGGUCGUCUUGCACCGCUUCAACGCCGAAUCACUUUGGACUUAAAAAGCGAACACGACUAUGUGGCACAGAAAGGAAAAUGACCGAGACAGGUCCUACACACACGGAGGAGGAUUUUAAUGUAUGCAAGGGCGUAUGUCCAGCUGACUACGAAAUUAUCGAGAAUGGAUUAUGUAUGAAACUUUACACUAUAACAAAAUCAAAUGCAGAUGCCCAAAAGCAAUGUGAAGCCGAUGGAGGGAAUUUGGUAAAAAUUGACACCGAAAGCAAAUUAGAUGAUGUCGGAAAGUUAACGGGAAUUUCUACAUUAGGCUAUAUUUACGUUGAUGGCGUUCGCAAAGACCCAAAUUCUGCAUGGGUUUAUGCAACUCCUACCAAGAGCAUAUUCUUUAAAUGGGCAACUGGUGAACCGAACAAUCAAUCAAACCAGCUAUGCAUUGUUGUUAAAGGAAGUGACAAAUUAAUGUUUGAUGGUUCAUGUUCUAAUGGCAGACCUUUCAUUUGUGAAAUAACUAAAAAUAAUUGAAAUAUUAUGCUAAUCAAGACAUUGGCAUAUUUUUCUAUAAUUUUCUUUAUUCACAAACUCAAUAUUUGAUGUUUGGCUACUCGCAAUAUACUAAACCUGCUAAAAGUUUUCGUGUUUUAAUAUUUUGUAUUGUUUCUUAAUGGUGUUUUAUACGAUGUGUCUAUUUGAUCUUUAGAAAACAAAUUGUGAUUAAUGUUUGCCUUUUGGGGCGUUCUUUAUGGAUUCUAUUUUUCUCUAUUAUAAGUAAACUUGGACAUUAAUUUGUAGCAUAAGUGCAUAGUAACUUGAGCAAAAAAGUUUAUGUUAGGAAAUAUGUGUUGAAUUGAGUAUGUGAUUAAAAUGU